Molecule: messenger RNA, 2036 nt
Organism: Loxodonta africana (African savanna elephant)
Lineage: Eukaryota; Metazoa; Chordata; Mammalia; Proboscidea; Elephantidae
Gene: BET1L
Product: Bet1 golgi vesicular membrane trafficking protein like
Exons: 4
Coding region: 87-422 (111 amino acids)
Biological process (GO): regulation of retrograde vesicle-mediated transport, Golgi to ER; retrograde transport, endosome to Golgi
Cellular component (GO): SNARE complex
Molecular function (GO): SNAP receptor activity
Source: RefSeq, a predicted model, not a curated record
AGCCUCUUCCGGUGCCCAGUGCCACGUCCGUGAGGCGGCGGCGGCGGCCCAACCGGGGACCGAGGCCCGGGCCGGAACUGGGCGCGAUGGCGGACUGGGCUAGAGCUCAGAGCCCUGGGGCUGUGGAUGAAAUUCUGGACCAGGAGAACAAGCGGAUGGCAGACCACCUGGCCUCCAAGGUCACCCGGCUCAAGUCGCUGGCCCUGGACAUUGACAGGGAUGCAGAGGACCAGAACCACUACCUGGACAGCAUGGACUCAGAUUUCUCAAGUGUGACGGGCCUGCUCACUGGGAGUGUGAAACGCUUCUCUACAAUGGCACGGUCUGGACGUGACAACCGGAGACUUCUGUGCGGCGUGGCUUUGGGCCUGCUCGUGGCCUUCUUCAUUCUCUCCUACCUUCUGUCGAAGGCAAGGACGUGAGGAGUGGGUUCUGGGGCUUUCCCACAAGAUAUCCCUUUAUGGACGACUGUGAGUCAGCAGCCUUUUUUCUCUGAGGCACGUCAGCUGGUCUUUGUGUGGACGGGGCCCUCCCCUUGGGUGCUGGAGGCAGCCCCUUCUGUGAUCUGAGGAGCCCAGCAAAGGUUAGGGCUAGACACGGGUUUAUCAUUCUGCCCAUGGUGAGUCCCUGAAUGGACCAGUCUCUGUGCCUGCCCUGCACCCCUCCAGUCCUCUGUGAAGCCUACCCUUGACCCUUGGGACAGGCAGGGUGUAGCCUGAGAACAAAGGAGCCGGGACUUGUGCUCCCAGGAUUCGGCCCCUCCAGCCCUGAAGCUGGGCUUCUGGGUGACAAGAACAGGCUACAUUCCAGGGUCGGGCAGAGCAUGGGGCCCUUCCCCGUGGGGAGUCUCUUCUUUUGGGUUAUAGCCAGGCUAGUACAGGGACCACCACACAUCCCUCACCCCCCAGCAAGGCCUCCGUGCCUCCCACAGCGAGGCCUCGCCUGCUCCUGCUUCCCCUGGAGCUCUGUCUUGAGGCAUCACUGGACCCCUACCCUCACCCCCAGCCCCUGUGCAGACCACCCUCCCUGCCCCUCUCCUGGCCUCAGGGGCUACUCAGUCGGGCCAUGCUCGGCCACCACAUGGCUCCUGCCACAGAGCCAGACCCCAACUCACUCGUUUUCGUGUGGGACCCUGAGGAAGAGCCUCCAGCCCUGUGCUUUGCCUGCCCCUGUCCAGUUACUCUUGUUUCCCACUCACCCCCUUACUCCAAGAACAGCACCCCGAGGUUUAUCCUUCCAGAACAGCCUCGCCUCAGAAGUCCACAUUGGCCUUCAGCCCCAGCCUCGGCCCCCAGCACCCCACCCAGAAGGGCAGUCCCCUUCCUCCUCUUUACGCACCUGAACUCGGUCCUCUCUUCCAAGCCACACACUGCUCCUGCCGCGGAGUGGAUGGAUGCUCUUGGGCUAUCUUCCUGACACUCUGCUUGGCCUGGUCAGCUGCACUCCUGGGUUCCCUGCACAGACUCCCAGCCUCCUCCUCGCACCACAGGGCCGUGUCCACCGGCCCCAUACAGGUGCACAGGUGCACUAUACUGUAAAUUGCUCCGCACCAUCUGCCUAGUUAUUAAUAAACAUAAUAGUUACUAAUGGAGAGAGAGUACGUAUCUUAUGGGAAGACGGUUGCUCUGUGAAGGGACCCAGAGCUCUGCUGAGUUGUUUCAGUGAGGUAAGGAGGAAACAGCCGUUCUCUAGUGCCAGUAAACCUAGCCCACUUUGAACGGGGCAGUAAAUGAUGUCCGUUGCCUACAGGGAGUUUUCCAUUUUUAUUACCCCUGUUUAUUACCGCCUCCCCUACCUGUCGUAUGUACGUGCUGUUUAGCAUGUAGACAUGGCUGUCCAAUUAGUAUUUAAUCCCAGGAGAGAAGAAUUUAGGCAUUCUCCCAAGACGAGAACUGGGGUUUUGAUGUUUCCUGACACCACCUUGUACAGGAGCCCGACUUUGGGGAACCUAGGCUGAUGAUGAUGUAUGUUGUUUUGCUUAUCCCUGUCCUGUUUAUUCUGUGAGUAAUAAACGCCUUUUGACUUUGCCAUUAGAA